Molecule: messenger RNA, 6562 nt
Organism: Drosophila miranda
Lineage: Eukaryota; Metazoa; Arthropoda; Insecta; Diptera; Drosophilidae
Gene: ssp3
Product: S phase cyclin A-associated protein in the endoplasmic reticulum
Exons: 11
Coding region: 444-5945 (1833 amino acids)
Source: RefSeq, a predicted model, not a curated record
UUACAAUGCGACUCUGAGGCUCAGCUGUCGCUGGCUGUAAAUUUUAGAUUUUAAAAUUAAAACUCACUGUAAAUCUAGAAAACACUGUGUUGUGCGUGGGGACUGUGUGUAAUUCGAUAUAUUGACAAAAAACGUUCCGUUUAACAGCCUCGUUGUCGGCCGCCGCCUGUGAAACAAAGAUGCUACUUGCUGCUGUCAUUGCGAAAUAUUGCAGCAGCACACGGCGAGAACAGGAAAAACUACAACAGAAAGACAUAACAAAUUCUGCAACAAAAAGUAAGGAAUAAUCAAUUAAAAACUCUUUGCACGCCAGUGUUUCAGGCGUACAGCACUGGCAGCCACCGCGCAGAGGCGCCUCUAACCUGUUGGGGUAGACGAAACGAAAAUUUGUGUGAACAGCUGCAGGUCCGCUGCUUUUGGCAACAGAACUCGACGAAAACACAAUGGAAAUGAGAGAGGUAUUGAGCCGCGAGGGGCGCGAGGCUAAGAAUCUGCUAGUCUACCAGUUUUGCGACGAGACAUCUACAAAUUCACUGGCCAGCGUAGGCGGCGACACAACAAGCGGAGGCGUCAUUAUAAACGGUGACUGCUACCGUAAGCCACCGAUGGCCCCAACAAAGUCGCCCCUUGGAACCCCCAAGAGCUGCCAGUCGCCCACAUCGCCAUCGGUGCGAAUGAAGACCGCAGAGCACAGCGUUUCGGGACCACGCGUGCGUAGCGCCUCCACUGGGCGAGACAAAAAGUCUGAGCUGCAGGCCCGCUACUGGGCAUUGCUUUUCGGCAAUCUGCAGCGGGCUGUUAACGAGAUCUACCAGACCGUCGAAUGCUACGAGAAUAUAUCCAGCUGCCAGGAGACGAUCCUGGUGCUGGAGAACUAUGUGCGGGAUUUCAAGGCCCUCAGCGAGUGGUUCAAGGUCUCCUGGGACUACGACUCGCGUCCGCUGCAGCAGCGCCCUCAAAGUCUGGCCUGGGAGGUGCGCAAAAGCAAUCCCUUACCGCGAGUGCGCACCAAAAGCCUAUGCAGUCCGAAUAAUUCGGGCAAAUCGAGUCCGGCUUUGUUUGGCGGCUGCCAGUCGGGCAAGACGUCGCCCUGCUACGAUGGCCAUGUGUCGCCUAAGAAACUGCUGCGCGCCUACGAUCAAAUGCCACGAGGUGCCAUGCGUCUGAAUGUCCGCGAGCUGUUUGCCAGCAACAAGCGCGCCACCCAGGGAUCGGCACAGUCGGACCCCAUGGAGGCGCCAGCGGAGGGACCUUUGGAUUUGAGCGGCGACAAAACAUAUCUGCAGCUAAACAAUCAAUACUCACAGACGGAUCUGGAGGACCCGCAUCUCACGUUGGCCGAUGUGCGCGAAAAGAUGCGCCUGGACGCAGAGCAGCAUGAGGCAGCGGAACGUGAAGCGGCAGCCAAAGCGGAGGCAGAAGCAGCUGAAAUCGAAGAAGCAGCCGCCGCUGAAAUCGAGGAAGCAGCCGCCACUGAAAUCGAAGAAGCAGUCGCCGCUGAAAUCGAAGAAGCAGCCGCCAUUCAAAUCGAAGGAAUAGCCACUGAAAUCGAAGCAGCAGCCGCCACUGAUAUUGAAGAAGCAGCCGCCAUUGAAAUCGAAGGAGCAGCCGCCACUGAAAUCGAAGGAGCAGCCGCCACUGAAAUCGAAGAAGCAGCCGCAAAAGAACAAGCCAUUCCAGCAGAAGCUGCCAAAACAGAACCAGAACCAGUGCAGCCACCAACACAGAGAACAGAAGAGGCUCAGCCACAAGCCCCACCAAAAGUGGUGGAACCCACAGCCCUGCAGAUGACAGUGGCCUCGCUGGAGCUUAUGGAGAAUGCACUCCUAGCCGAGCAGGCCAACAAAGAGCCCACACCGCCCAGCACAGUGGUAAAGCCAGUGUCGGAGCUGUUCAAGAAACCCCAGCCCCCGGGGCCAGCCACCGCCACGGGUGGACACACGGUCCAGAACAGUCCCCUGAAGUAUUCUAGUGUGCUUAAUCGCCCGGUGAAGAAGGGGGUGAGUGCUCCGGCAGCUGGAACACUGAAUGCCAAGGCUGCUGCGGUGCCAGCGAAGCCUAUAAACAGUGCCACAAAAGCAGCACCUGCUCCUGCUUCUGCUCCCGCUCCCGCUCCCGGCGUAAAUGGCCUUCGUCGGGGAGUCAAAGCAUCUCCGAUCGCAGCUAAAACUGGACGCAGUGCGGUCCAGCCACCGCCACGACCCUCUAGCAAAACCGAAUGCUAUGGUCCGCCCAACAAUGUGGCCUCCAGGCUGUCGGCACGUUCCAGCACGAUGCUGGAUAUGAAUGGAAAGGCAAAUGGCAAUGCACAUGUGGGUGCUCCGCUCUCCAAGGCCCUGCCCAAGCGGUCGACCAUCACACUGGUCGCAAACCAGCGACGGAAUGCGGGGAGCUCGAAGGUGAGCAGCCGCGAGUACAUAGGCAGCUCCACGUCGACCCUCAAGGCCAGCAAUGAGCAGCUCAGUAGCUCGCGUAGCACUCUUAAGAUAGAGGAUAGGCAUUCCGAGCCCAAGCAGCUGCAGCAGAAGGCCGAUGCCGACGAUGGGUGGCUGACGGUGAAGAAUCGCCGAAGGAGCAGCAUGCACUGGUCGAAUCGAUUCAAUCAGCCCACGGGCUAUGCGAGCCUGCCCACGCUGGCGCUUCUUAACGAGCAGCAACGCGAAAAGGAGGACAUGGAGAAGCAGCAACAGCAGCAGCAGCAACAGCAGAAGGCAAAAGCAAGAAAACCCAUUCCGCAAACCGCAAAGACAGCAACUGCCACCACAGAGGCAUCCAAGGGCAAGGGAGCAGCAGUCAAAACGAGUAUGACUGCAGCAGGAGGCACGCGACCAGAAAUCAAGAAUGCCAAGGCGAAAGUAAACUCUUUUUCGCUUCUGAAAGCGCCCGCAAGGAGACCAGAAAAGCCGGAGAAGCACCUGGAGAAGGCCGCCUCUGCAUGUGGCGCGGGCAGCAGCCUCCCGGCAACGGCCACCAUCUAUGUGGCCGCACGCACCUCCACCAUUAAAAGACAGAAGUCGGAUCUCACGGGACUCAAGAUGACAUCGCUGCACAAGGAGUACAUGCGCAGCGAGAAGAAUGCGCUGCGGAAGCAGCAGCAAAAGGAGCAUGACCAGGACGAUGGCUCCAGCACAUCCGUGGAGACCGUUGUGGAACUCUCCAACGAUGAACACCACAAAAUCGACAUCAAGAUACAGACAAACUGCGAGUUUUCCAAGACCAUUGGGGAGCUGUACGAGAGCAUUGCCCGCUGUAAGCUGCCCAAUGGCUGCCUCAAGCCGGAGGCCAAUACGCUGAGUGCCUGCGAUGAGAACGAUGAGCAGAACACGGACGACAACGAAGAGGAGCGCGACGAGCGCAUCCUGGUGGAAGAGCAGGAGUCUCUAGAGCGGCAGAUACGGGAACUGGAGCAAACAGAGAUCGAUGUGGACACAGAAACAGAUGAGACGGACUGCGAGGUGCAGUUGGAUCUGGAACAGGAGGAUUUCAUGGGCCCCGAUGACGCUGCAGUCUUUGUGACAAUGAGCGAUGAUGAGAAUGCCAGUCUGGAGCUGCGCUAUCAGGCCCUGCUUUCGGACAUGUCGUGGAACGAGCGCGCCGAGGCCCUGGCCACCUUGCAGGCCUAUGUGGCCCGUCACCCGGGCCGUGCCCAGGAGCUGCACCAGAAGCUGUCCUCGCCUUCGCGCCGUCGCUCCCUGCAGGAGACCCUCAAGAAGUACCAGGCCAAGCAGGCUCGAGCCCAUCAGAAGCGGGUUGUCCUGCAGCAGGAAAAGGCGGCCAAGCUGCAGCAGCUCUUCGAUCGCGUCGAGGAUGUGAAGGCGGCCAAGAAGCAGCUGAUCGAGGACAAGCGCCUGAAGAUGCAGGGCCGCCUGCAGCGUGCAGCCGAGAAUCGAGAGAACUAUCUCAAGCAAAUCAUCGUCAAAGCGCACGACGAGGACAAGAAGCUGAAGGAGAUCAACUUUAUCAAGAACAUGGAAGCCCAGAACAAGCGACUGGACUUGCUCGAAUCCUCCAAGGAAAUCGAAGGCAGACUCCAAGAGCUCGAACAGGAACGCCAGAAGCGGGUGGACGAGAAGCUGGCCAAAGAAGCGGCCGUCGAAAGACGUCGUCAGGCGCUGGAAAAAGAGCGCCUGCUGAAGCUGGAGAAGAUGAACGAAACGCGACUGGAGAAGGAGCAGCGUAUUGGUAAAAUGCAGGAGCAAAAAGAGCGCCAGCGUCAGGCGUUGGCUCGCGAGAAGGCCCGCGAUCGGGAGGAGCGGCUGUUGGCGCUUCAGGUCCAGCAGCAGCAGACCACAGAGGAGUUGCAGAGGAAAAUACAACAGAAACAGGUCGAGUCGGCCCGCCGUCACGAGGAGAACAUUGAGCAUAUACGCCAGAGGGCCCAGGAGCUAACCAUGCCCACGCGGCAGCCAGAGGAUGGGCGUGGCGACCACGAGGGAACGGAUGAGGCACUCAGCCAUACCAGCAACACCGAGGAUGGGGAUAUGUCCUCCAGUCGUUCGGAUGUGGGCGGAACAGGGGGUCAUUCACGCAGCUACAAGAAGAAAAUGAAAAAGUUAAAGCAGAGAAUGAGUCAAAAUGCCGCUGAAUAUUUGGACAGCAUGGAACCCACACCAGCCUUCGUCAGGCGCGACAGCGCAGUGCCAAAGAUUCUGAAUAUGAUCGUCAAGGGCGGUGGACCUCAGGGAAUGGACAGGGCCCUGGGCAACCUGCUGCGCAUCCUGCCCAAGGCACAGACAUUCGAUUUUCAGGCCUUCCUCUGCAUGGAUGCCCUGGGCAUAUUGACCAACCAUGUGAUUACCGAGGGCCUCAAGCCAAACUCAGAGGUCUCCAUCAAAUCCGUCCAUCUGGCGGUGCAGCUCUAUAGGACUUCCUGCUCCUUGUGUCCCCAGAUAGCCCGUCACGGUCUGAUGGGUAAUUCCAUAACAGCUCUGCUCGAUGCCAUCAACAAGAGCCUGCAGUUUCCCGAAGAAAAAUCACGACAACAUCCGGUCGAGUUAUCCACCGAGCUAAUGCUGGCCUGCACGGAGGCGCUCUCCUCGACCUAUCUGAAGAAGGACUCCCACCCCAAAGUGAAGGAACGCCUACCGGACCUCAUCAACUAUGCGGUGAUCACGGGCCUCAUAGAUCUCCUGUCGCGUCGCAACCAGAAGGUACGCGAGUCCAUCGAGCAGAACAACAGCAUGAUGCUGGACCUGCUGACGUCGAUCGGCUUCAUCAGUCGCUUCAUUGAUAUCUGCAAGCCGGGUCCUGCCGAUCCGACACGCCUGCUGAGCGCGGUCAAGAGCACGGAACUCUUCGGAACAUUGACCAUGCUUAGUGGCAGCAUUGUGCCAAUUGGUAAGAUGUUGAAACCCUACCAAACAGUAGCUGUAUAUCCCAAACGGAAGGGCACUCUGAAAGGGCACUCUGGUGAUUGCAUUCCACAGCGCACGACCGCCCUGGCGGCAGCUACGUUUAAUCUUUACGUGUCCCUGGCCGCACUGGAUGUGAACACUUUUCAGGAGGCUCUGUCGGUGGAGGGUCCUUUGUCGCUGAAGCUGCUGGAUGUGAUAAUGAUAAUAUUGGACAAUUGUGUGACAAACACCCCAUGGAUUAGGACCAGUGAGCGGACAACAAUGCUAAUUGAUUUGGUUGCCUCGCUAGCCUUCUUCGCACUGAACAACCGUCGGCAUCAGGAGCUCUUGAUAUCCGAGCCAUAUUCCGCGAUCUUCAAGAAUCUCGGCAAACUCUCCACGCAGUUCAAUCCAGUGAUCUAUCCAUUAUUGGUCACCGCAAGCUUCAAUUAUCCGGCAGCCCGAGAGCUCAUUGGCAAACAUUUCGACUUGCAAUUCCUCGAUGAGUACAGCCGGUCGGAUGUGGCCAAGCGCAAUCGCUUGAUCAAGCUCAUCAACAUAUGGAGCAAAGACAAAGUCAUUCCGCCACAGCUGCCGUUCAAAGGAGGUUAAGUCUGUGCUUUCUCUCACUACACAUCCUAUAUAUAUCUAUAUAUAUAGACUAUCCUUAAACACGAACACUACUCAUUCUCAAGCAUUGCCCAAGGGAGCAACGUGAUAUAAUUUUCAUAGAAAAUUAGAAAAAAAAGCAAGCGCUGAGCAAACAACUCGAAACAUUCGCAAAGAGAUGAACAAACGAAGGGGAAACACAAGGAAUACUUAAUAAUUGAGAUCACAAAAUAUUCUAAAUAUAUUUUAUGUAAUCUUAAAGGAUAACUUAAACUAAACUACUAAUAAAACACUCAUCUCACACUCAUACAUUCGCAUACACAUUCACAUAUAGCCCACAUAUAUAUUUAUGAAAUACUCAUUGUAGUCUGUAUGACGUUCCCUGCUAAGUAUUAACACUCUCACCACCACCUGCAUCGCCUGCAUCAGAACCACACGACAAACAAUCUUCCAAAAUUCUCGGUUAUCAAAAGAACUCACACACACACACACACACACACACGCGCAUGAAAUGGCAGGAAUUAAGACAACCUAAUGUAUUUUUUAUAGACGUCGACCUUUUGUUGCUGAAACAAUUAUCAUAAAUCAUAUAAAUGAAAUAAAGAAGUGAAAAAAUGCAA